Molecule: messenger RNA, 357 nt
Organism: Protopolystoma xenopodis
Lineage: Eukaryota; Metazoa; Platyhelminthes; Monogenea; Polystomatidea; Polystomatidae
Source: the annotation of a GenBank genome assembly
AUGCCUAAAUGCUUGAAGCUUCGUCACCGAGCUGACGGAGAUGGCGAGAGCGACUCAACUCCGCUUAAUUUAAAGGGUCAUUGCCGUUCGAAUUCCACCGACUCUCAUCCUGCUGCUUUAAUCGAAUCUCUAAUGCCUAUUCCGGACACAGUAUCCAAUCCAGGUCUAAUUCAUCCUAACAAUAGUGGACCAGCUCCACCACCGCCUCCGCCGCCACCGCCGCCUCCGCCACCGCCGCCCAAUGAUUCACAAGAAUACAGCACCACACCCGUUUGGAUAGAGCGUCUGAGGGCCAAAAAGCGUUCAACAAACAAUAUUGUAAGCAAAAUAGCCCCCUUCAUUUUGCUACUUCCUUAG